AUGGCUGCUGAGACCAGAGAUACGCCCGCAGUUAUCGAGGGCACUGCUGCUCCAGCUCCGCCUACCAUCGACUUGCCCGUCCGCACGAAGCAAGAUGCUGUGCUACCUACUGGUCAGGCACUGACCGGAAAGCAAGAACACUACCUCAAGAGAGAACUUAUAUCUGAGCAGGUAAAGUGGGAGAUCAACGAACUCAAUUCCACAACGGCGCUGCAACGUUUCGGCGCACCAUUUCGAUCCGACCAAGGCGAAGUCCCUCCCGAAGAGUCCGAACUACCUAUCUUGAGAUACAUCUUCGUCCAUCAUGUUCGCGACUUUCCUUUCCUGGACAAGGCGCGCGAGAAGGAGUUUUGGCAGGACAAACUCCAGGUGUUCCUCGAGUCCUUCGCAGGAAAGCAAAUUUCGUCUUCGGAAGAUCGCUUGGAGGAGACAAAGAGACGAAAGCUUGCCAUCAAGGCUAGGAAACUUGUUGAGCUUAUGAUGGUCUCCGGAAUUGGAACAUCAUCAGGAUUCGAAGAGCGCAUUCGGUUUUCCGAGAUUGAGAUUGUCGAUAGCAAUGCCAUCGAGACAGGUGUGAUGCAUACGAUGCCCGAGGGAAACUAUAUCAAUGGCUGGGAUGUCAACGUUGCCGGCGUGAGAGUCACCCAGGUCAAGCACACCAUCCGGAAGCACAAACAUGCCGAGUUUAUCUUGCGUAUCAAGAAGAAGGGAGAACUGGAACAUUUUGUUGGACGAAGGUACAGCGACUUUGCGAAACUCCACAGCCGACUACGUACAGAACUUCCCGGCCGUGUGAUACCCGAAAUGCCCAAGAAGAACAAGUCCGACACAACGACAACAAUCGCUUUCACAUCCAUGUUCAGCAAUGGAAACGACUCGGAUGCUUCCUCCAUCUCAUCUGUCUCGACGAGGCCGAAUGGUUAUACGUCCAUGUUGUCGCCAGGUCACCGCAAGACAGACUCUUCUGCCUCGUUCCGAUCAAAUCGAUCAAAAGGACUCAGCUCUCCAAGGCUCCCGUCUCCUCGGGUGUCAACUGAGGGGGGAAGAUUGAGUCCGGCUAUCCGACAGGACUCUGAUAAAUCAGAUCAGUCAGAUCAAACCGUCGUUUUGUGGCGUGAGAACCAGAGAAUCUCACUGAGGGCGUUCCUGCGAUCUCUACUACAUAACCCCCAGUUUGCCAACACCAAUGCUAUGCAAGAAUUCCUGAGCGGCGAGCCCAUUACCCCAACGGACGAUGAUGUUGAGGAUAUCAUUCGCAGGAAGGCUCUGGAUGAGAAGCGCAUGCAAGAGCAAAAGCAAUUCUAUGAAAUCGCGAGGAAGCGAGCUGCCGAACUUGACGAGUACAUGGAACAGUUCCGCCGCGACAUCGUGGAGCGCAACGGACUUACUAUGCUGUUCCAGGAAAUAAAGGAAAAGGAGACCAUUCAGGAUCUUAGCAUCCAGUAUCGAAAGUUUGCCGAGUGGCUUCGUAUCGAGAUUGCCGCCGUCAUCUAUCAUCUUUUCCUUGCCGAAGACAACUCCCCUGAGCUUUUCGCCCAGGCCAGACGCAUUCACUCUCUUAUCCCAUACUCAGUCAUCAAGAACGUUAUUAGGAUCGCAAACCCAGCGGCCGUUAUGUCAGGCGUUCUCGAUAUCUUUCUGGCUCAACCAUUUGGUACACGAUCGUUGAUGCAGAGGAUCUUUUCACUGACACUGAACGAUGGAAUCAAGAGCUUCCAAAAAUCGAUCGAUAUUCUCGCCACCAAGAUCGACGACCCUGUCUUCUCACAAAAGCUUUACAAGUACACACACGCGGAGGAGCAUAUCAAGAUUGCCAUUCGUGAGGAGGCCGAGGCCGACGAUGUGGACAUUAUUGUCGCUGUUAUGAGGUCUGAUCUCAUUGAGCCAGGACUUACAGGGGAGCAAAUCCAACGACUCUACAAUGCAUAUGUCGCUUUCAACAAUGCGGUGGAGAACGUUGAUGAAGAGCUACGCCAGGGAGCUCAGCUAUUCUCGUACAUGAAGCAGUACUUGAAGCUAUGCACAAGGCAGCGCGAUAAGGAGAUGAUGCUGCAGUUGAUCGAAGAGCCAGUGACUCUACAGCUCUUCCGAGACCUGUUCACGAUCUUCUAUGAGCCGCUUGUGCGAGUUUACAAGUCCGCAAACGUGUACAACAGCGUUACAGACUUUGCUGUGUUUAUCGACGAUAUGAUUCAGGUCGUCGAGAAGUGCAGAGAGCAGGACGCUUCAGCAGAUCCUAACCAGACAGUACAGGCCUUCAUUGAUCUGUGCCAGCGUCAUGAACACAACUUUUACAAGUUUGUACACGAAGUUCACACACAUGAUAACGGUCUCUUUACUCAGCUCAUGGGCUGGAUUGAGGGUAUCCUUGAGUUCUUGCGCAAGGGUCCAAAGAAUGGAACCCUCAAUGUCAAUGCAUUGUUUGAGGGUGGCGUUAGUGCCGGAGUUUUAGAUAAGGAGAAGGCGAUGGCAGAGAUUAACUCGCUCAUUGCAUGGCAAGAAGCCAGAAAGAAGUGGCACAACGAUAAGACACGACAAAAGAUGGCAGCAGAGGGACAUGCUGGAAACGAUUUGAUGCCAGCAGGUAUGAAUUUCAACUCUGCCGACUUUGGGUUGGACAGCGAAGAUCUUGAAGACAUGGCAUACGACGACGGAUCCGAAGACGAGGCAGAGGCACAGGAGGAAGAUGAGAUGGAUCCUAUCGAGGCUGAAAGGCGACGCAGGGCGAAGCGACAGGAUCGCUUGCGCCGAAGCGCCGGAGAACCGGCCAAGCCUCCUGUGGGAGAAGUGCACAAGUUGACUGAGAACUUCUUGAUUAUGCUGCGACAAGUUCUGUCCAACUAG
Molecule: messenger RNA, 2844 nt
Organism: Fusarium venenatum
Lineage: Eukaryota; Fungi; Ascomycota; Sordariomycetes; Hypocreales; Nectriaceae
Source: RefSeq, a predicted model, not a curated record